Hemisphaericaspora subhashii is the source of this 1485-nucleotide messenger RNA. RefSeq lists its product as uncharacterized. The coding region runs from base 1 to 1485 and encodes 494 amino acids. Gene Ontology annotation, cellular component: SAGA complex. NCBI's taxonomy places the organism in Eukaryota, Fungi, Ascomycota, Pichiomycetes, Serinales, Debaryomycetaceae. Gene Ontology annotation, molecular function: transcription coactivator activity. The record is from RefSeq and is a predicted model, not a curated record. The transcript has a single exon. Gene Ontology annotation, biological process: regulation of transcription by RNA polymerase II.
AUGACAUCUCAAGUCACAACGACAACAACCACGAUUAAUCCUGCUGUGACUACUACAUCAGCUUCAAAUAAUGGCAAAUUACAUUCGGCGAAUGCUCCAUCUAUACAGUCAUCCAGUGCAAUUCCAUCAAGCGCACAUCCGCAUGCUACUUCCUCAGCUCAUUCUAUAAAAGGUAAAUCAAAUAAACGUUUGGAAUUGGAAAGACAUAUACGAGAGUUCCAAUCAAAAUUAGGAAACGAUUGGGAAAAAUAUCAUGAAACAUUAAGUUUAUUUUUGAUUGGUAAAUUAUCCCGUCCUGAAUUAGUAUCCAUAAUUUCCCCACUUUUAAAAAAUGGAUUAUUAAAAUAUCAUAAUAAAUUGUUGUUACUCAACUUUGCAAAUUCUCUUAAGGAUGGCCCAUUGGAUUUCCUGAAUGAAUUCGCUUCAUUCUGGAACAAAAAAGCUGGCAAGGCAUCUAAAGUGAAAUCUACUCAAUAUGAAAAGUUCAAACAGAAUAUUAUGGGUCUACCAAUAAAAGAAAGAAGGAGAAUCAAGAAUAUAACUAGAGAUAGUGGGAAGAGAGGUAAAUUGAAUGCGGGCAUCACAUUAACCAGGCAUACAUUGUUACCAAAGAUUCCUAUGAUCCAAGAUAAAGAACAGCAACAAUUACAAGUAAAUAAUCUCGUUCAGUGGCAACAGGAUGUGGUGAAUGGGAUUAAUACACCAAUCGCUACAGAAAAUUAUGAAAUUCCAGAUUUUGAUAACUUAUCUAGAAGAGUAUUGAUGACAAUGAGAGAAUAUGGAUUAACUGGAGGAUUAAAUGCGGGAGUACUAGAAGUGAUACUAUUAGGAUUGGAAACACACUUAAAAAAUAUAAUGGAAACUGCUAUUGAUGUGGCCAAGUAUAGAAAGAAUAAAUACACCAAUAAUGAUUAUAUACCACUAGAAUCUACCGGAGAAAGAAUUACAAAAUCAGUAGUUCCUCGAAAAAGAACAUUUGAUGAGGAUGAUGAACACCUGAGAUCAAAUGAUAUCACAUUAUCAAUCGAAGAUUUAUAUGACACAUUAGAAAUGUUUCCUCAUUUAAUCGAACCAAGCGGGCCCAAAUUCAGAUUAUCUAACGUCAUGCUUGACAAUGAUGGUCAUAUAACCGAAACACUAGAUUAUGAACUUCCACCAAGACUAGAAUCAUUCAAUUUCCAAUCACCCCAAACUAGCACAACUACCACCAAUCCAACCAGUUCGGACUCCAAGUCAUCGCUUCAUCCACCACCUGGAAAUAUUUCACCCAAUGAAUCAUCCUCAAAUCUAAAUGGGGCAACUAGUUUGAAUGGAAGUAUUUCCACGGAUCUAGUGGUAAAGAAAGAACACGAGGAUCAUUCAUCCAAUCCACAGGCAUUAUCUCCUACUAUCUCACAAGUACAUCAAUUGCCAAGACCCGAUGCGCAUAUUGGUACGACUGAUGAAUUGAAAUGGAUGUUACAUGACCUUGUUUCGAGUAUGUAA